AUGAACUUCAACAUACCUUUCAGCAUAAGACGAGAUGCUGCAUUGCUUGCGCAUCUCCUCAGGCGUGCUUUCGAGUAUACAAAAGUCCUUGAAUUGGCGAGCUUUGUAGCCCUCUCGAGCAUGAUGCAGUUCUUGUCACUGCGGCAAGCGGCAGCACAAAAAGCGCUGCACCUUGCGCAGCUGCGAAUACCAGCGCCGAAUCGGUGA
Messenger RNA from Alternaria atra, 207 nucleotides. RefSeq lists its product as uncharacterized. The transcript has 2 exons. The coding region runs from base 1 to 207 and encodes 68 amino acids. The record is from RefSeq and is a predicted model, not a curated record. NCBI's taxonomy places the organism in Eukaryota, Fungi, Ascomycota, Dothideomycetes, Pleosporales, Pleosporaceae.